Vicia villosa (hairy vetch) is the source of this 1053-nucleotide messenger RNA. Its product is annotated as probable caffeoyl-CoA O-methyltransferase At4g26220. The coding region runs from base 112 to 828 and encodes 238 amino acids. Lineage: Eukaryota; Viridiplantae; Streptophyta; Magnoliopsida; Fabales; Fabaceae. The record is from RefSeq and is a predicted model, not a curated record. Gene Ontology annotation, molecular function: O-methyltransferase activity; S-adenosylmethionine-dependent methyltransferase activity. The transcript has 5 exons.
UGUACCAAGUUAAAGAACAACUCAAGACUUGAUAGCAUCUAAAUUGUAAAUUCUCUCUCACUCUGAAAGGCCUUACAAACUUUCGUGUCGUUGUUGGUUGAUUGCAGAGAAAUGGAAAACAUUAAAGAUCCAUCAAUCUACCGCAACCCAGUCAUAUUGCAGAGUGAGGACUUGACAAAUUAUAUAUUAGAGACUGCUGUUUACCCUAGAGAGCCGGAGCCUCUCAAAGAGCUGAGGAAAGCCUCUGAGACUCACCCUUGGGGUUUCAUAGCUACUUUACCUGAGGCUGGUCCACUAAUGACUAUACUUUUGAAGCUUUUGAAUCCCAAAAAGACAAUUGAAGUGGGAGUUUUUACUGGAUACUCUCUUCUCCUCACUGCACUUAAUAUUCCUCAUGAUGGAAAGAUUACAGCCAUAGACAUUGACAGGAAAACUUAUGAAAUUGGAUUACCGGUGAUAAGAAAGGCUGGAAUGGAACACAAGAUUGAUUUCAUUGAGUCUCCAGCUCUACCAAUUUUGGAUAAACUGCUAGAAGAUCCAUCAAAUGAAGGAAAUUUUGACUAUGCUUACGUUGAUGCUGACAAAAAUAACUAUGUAAAUUACCAUGAAAGACUGAUAAAACUAGUCAAAGUUGGUGGCUUACUUAUAUAUGACAACACUCUUUGGGGUGGAAGAGUUGCAUGGCCUGAAGAAAAAGUUCCACCACAUGCCAAAGUAGGAAGAACAGCAGCAAUUGAAUUCAACAAAGCAAUCAGAGAUGACUCUCGUGUUGAUUUUUCUCUCAGUUCUGUUGGUGAUGGACUCACUAUUUGUAGGCGUAUUGUCUAAGUUUUAAACUAAGGUUAUUUGACUAUGACCAAUCUUGUGUUUUUUCAUGUACUAGAGCUUUAUCAAGUUGCAUUUUGUGUUUGUCAUAAAAACUUAGAAUUAUACAAAUUAAUUACUGUUUUCUUUGUCAUAAUUGAAUUAAUCGGAUUAAUCGUAAUACAUAUAGAGUUUCAAGAGAGAAUUUUAGCAUAUCAAUUUGUGGUGGCAUAGUUAGGUAUAGUUUAA